CACCGAACCAACCAAGUUGCGCCCCCUCCCCCAACGCCCUAAAAAAAUGGCCGCACGCCUCCGCCCCGGCAGCCCAGCAGCACACCGGUCAAAUUCAUGCUGGCUGCCGCUCCUCGGGUCAACUGCCCACGCCGGUCCAGCCCCACUCUCUCUCUCGUCUCGCCCACCCACCCACGCCUUUUACCCCACCCCGCGCGGCCGCGGCGGCGCCGGGGUGACCGGUGAGAGAGAGAGACUGAGGAGGAGUGUUGCCGUGAGGGGUCAGACGCCGGCGAGGGAAGCCACCGGUGCCAUACUGGACUGUUUGUUUGUUGACUGUUAGACUUGGACUCGGGGAUUAUACUAUUAUGACCAGUUCGUGUAUUUUUUCUGGCCGAGCAAGUUUCCCCGAGGAACUAUUUUGAUGCUACGAUAAUAACUGAAAGACAUGGAUCUGCUCAGCGUCCUAAUUAUAGCAUCUCUGCUCCCAUUUUCAGCAUCUGACCGUCAAGGUGAUGCGCUGUAUGAUAUGAAGCUUAAGCUGAAUGCUACUGGCAACCAGCUUUCUGACUGGAACCAAAAUCAAGUUAACCCAUGCACUUGGAAUUCUGUUAUUUGCGAUAACAACUACAAUGUUGUACAAGUAACAUUGGCAUCUAUGGGAUUCACUGGAGUUCUAUCACCACGAAUUGGAGAACUUGAGUUUUUGAAUGUUUUAUCCUUGCCUGGUAACAAGAUUACUGGUGGCAUACCUGAGCAGAUUGGCAACCUAUCUAGUUUGACAAGCUUAGAUUUGGAAGACAAUUUGUUGGUUGGACCAAUACCGGCUUCUCUUGGCCAGCUUUCAAAGCUCCAAAUUAUGAUACUAAGUCAAAACAAUCUCAACGGAACUAUUCCUGAUACUGUAGCAAGAAUCUCAACCUUGACAGACAUUAGGCUAGCCUACAAUAAACUCUCUGGUUCAAUACCUGGUCCGCUAUUUCAAGUUGCACGUUACAAUUUUUCUGGGAAUAACUUGACUUGUGGAACAAACUUUCUACAUGCAUGUGCAUCAAGUGUUUCUUUUCAAGGUUCAUCCCAUGGCUCGAAGAUUGGCAUUGUCAUUGGAGCAGUUGUAGGAGCUAUAGUGGUACUCAUAAUAGGGGCUGUGUUUAUUAUCUUUAAUGGAAGGAGGAAAAGUCAUCUAAGAGAAGUUUUUGUCGAUGUAUCAGGUGAGGACGAUCGAAGAAUCGCAUUUGGUCAGUUGAAAAGAUUUGCCUGGCGAGAACUACAACUUGCAACCGAUAGUUUCAGUGAGAAAAAUGUCCUUGGACAGGGGGGUUUUGGGAAAGUAUAUAAAGGAUCACUUCCGGAUGGCACUAAGAUUGCUGUAAAACGGUUAACAGAUUAUGAAAGCCCUGGUGGGGAGGCUGCAUUCUUGCGGGAAGUAGAGCUGAUUAGUGUGGCAGUUCACCGGAAUCUUUUAAGAUUGAUUGGCUUCUGUACAACACAAACAGAACGCCUACUUGUAUAUCCUUUCAUGCAGAAUCUUAGUGUGGCCUACCGUUUACGAGAAUUUAAACCGGGCGAACCAAUAUUGGAUUGGUCUGCAAGGAAACGUGUGGCAAUAGGUACAGCCCGUGGGCUGGAGUACCUACACGAGCACUGCAACCCCAAGAUCAUACAUAGAGAUGUCAAGGCUGCGAAUGUCUUGCUUGAUGAAGAUUUUGAGCCAGUUGUUGGUGAUUUUGGCCUGGCAAAAUUGGUAGAUGUACAGAAGACGUCUGUGACUACUCAAGUCCGUGGAACUAUGGGUCACAUUGCACCUGAAUAUUUGUCGACUGGGAAGUCAUCUGAGAGAACUGAUGUUUUUGGCUAUGGCAUAAUGCUUCUUGAGCUAGUCACUGGACAGCGCGCCAUUGACUUUUCACGCCUGGAGGAAGAAGACGAUGUGCUAUUGCUUGAUCAUGUGAAGAAGCUGCAGAGAGAAGGGCAGCUGGGCGCCAUCGUGGACCGCAACCUGAGCAGCAACUACGACGGGCAGGAGGUGGAGAUGAUGAUACAGAUCGCGCUGCUCUGCACCCAGGCGUCGCCGGAGGACCGGCCAUCCAUGUCGGAGGUGGUGCGGAUGCUGGAAGGGGAGGGCCUCGCCGAGCGGUGGGAGGAGUGGCAGCAGGUCGAGGUGACGCGGCGGCAGGACUACGAGCGGAUGCAGCAGCGGUUCGACUGGGGCGAGGACUCCAUCUUCAACCAGGAGGCCGUCGAGCUCUCCGCCGGCAGAUGACGCCGGCUUCCGAUGCAGGCCGGCCAUCGCCGUGCAUGCACCUGCCAAUGUUGAUAGAUAUACAUGUAUGCUUUGCUCUUACUAUAGGUCAGUUUGUAAGUCAUUAAAAACAACCCUCGUCAGUCGUGUGCUUGGGUGACAGUCAGCUGAUAGAGACGCAUCUGCUUCGCGAAGUGCCGAGCCACAGUUUCUACCACCCAUCGUCAUGGCAUCACGCGAAAAGACUGGCGUUUAAUUUUUUUUUACUCUUACGAAUAUUUAUAAUAGAUUAGAAAAUAGCCCGUGCGAUGCUACGGGUAAAAAAUACUUUGAAUAUACACAAGUAUCAAGGGAAACAUAGUCCUGAUAUGCAGACAUAUGCAAACAUCAAUAAUAGAAACAAAAUAAGAUAUAG
Molecule: messenger RNA, 2636 nt
Organism: Oryza brachyantha (malo sina)
Lineage: Eukaryota; Viridiplantae; Streptophyta; Magnoliopsida; Poales; Poaceae
Product: LRR receptor kinase SERK2-like
Exons: 12
Coding region: 428-2242 (604 amino acids)
Biological process (GO): protein phosphorylation
Molecular function (GO): protein binding; protein kinase activity; ATP binding
Source: RefSeq, a predicted model, not a curated record